Messenger RNA from Eleginops maclovinus (Patagonian blennie), 8632 nucleotides. RefSeq names its product latent-transforming growth factor beta-binding protein 2-like. Gene Ontology annotation, molecular function: calcium ion binding. The record is from RefSeq and is a predicted model, not a curated record. Bases 348 to 6491 code for a protein of 2047 amino acids. NCBI's taxonomy places the organism in Eukaryota, Metazoa, Chordata, Actinopteri, Perciformes, Eleginopidae. The transcript is spliced from 41 exons.
UUGCGCCUCUUUCUCUUGUUUAACAUAAACUAAAACAGAUGGAAUAAUGUUUGCCUAAAAUAACAGUUUCUCACUGCUGGAAGGAGAGAAGCUUAGAGUUUCUCACUUUGGACUUUAGUUAGGUGCUGAUUUGACAACCUGAAGACAUUCUGCGCAAAGUCUUACCUGGGCAUUAUGAAGAAGUAUCCAGGCUUUUUUCAUCCCUGGGAGAGGAUGUCGUCUUGCUGAAUUCGUGUAGUUUAAUCGCGGGCUUUUAUUUUUAUUUGCUUACAUUUAGUGGCUCUCCAUAAAGCUGUAACGCGAUCUGCCUUUUUACGCGGUGCUUUCAAAAACUUUGGGUGCUCAAAAUGGACCGUGCAGGAUUUGUUGUUUUGAUGCUUUUGACAGUUACGCUGGUGCAAAUUAUCGACAGUCACAAGGACACAACAGGUGGGAGGAAAGAGGGUACAGGGGCAGCCCGGGCGGUGUUGAACCAGCAGCAAUCCCGGGUGAGGAGUCAAGGUCACUCGCCAAGGGAACCAGAAGAAGAUGCAUCCUCUGAACCAUCCAGUGAAAGUUCUCCUGGGACCAGCCAGUCAAAGUCUCUUGUCCGACUGCCCAGGGGCACAUCCAAAGCAGGACCGGCUCAUGCUGCAGGCGUCUCCCGGGAAGACCCGGUCACUGCGCCUCGGGAUGGUGCGCUGCGCACCGCCAGACACCCGGGCAGCCAUCAGCACAGAAGCGGAGUGAACCGCAGGCAGAGCAGCAAGCCUGGCUCUGCCAGCACAAGGAGACUUGUUGGGCCUAAUGUCUGUGGAGGUCAGCAGUGCUGCUCAGGCUGGGCUUUGGCACCAGGAACUAAUCGCUGCAUAAAACCUGACUGCAAGCCCCCCUGCCAGAACCGUGGCUCCUGCAGCCGGCCACAGACCUGUGUGUGUCGCUCAGGCUUCCAGGGGCCCCACUGUGAGGAGGUGUCUCCAGAGCAGGUGUACAUCCGUGAUGGAGGAGCCCUGAGGCGCGUUCAACCCGGGACCAACCCUUUCCAGCGAGACCAACCGCGGAGAAGGCCGUCAGAAAGGCAGGCCAUCGAUACCACCAAGGUCCAGACCCCACGACCUGCGACCACCAGACAGCCUGUGACUCAAGUGAGACGGGGACCUCCUGACUCCUCCCCUCAGCAGACUGGGACCUCCCGCACUGUGAAACGUUAUCCAUCAUCCUCUGGGCCUAUAACCUCCAACGCUCUACCCAAUGGCAACGGCCACGGCAGCGAGCACAGAACCAGGCACGGACACAGGAAUGGGCAUAGCAACGGGCACUACAACACUCAUAGGCCUACCAGCGACAGCCGAGGGCAGUUCAACAAUGCACUAUCUCCAGCAGGGGCCAACCUCACCUCCAACCUGGAUCGCAUUAAGAUCGUCUUCACACCCAUGGUGUGCCGCAGGGUGUGCAGCGGCGGGCGAUGUUACAACAGCUGUGAGAAGGGAGACAUGACCACGGUCUACAGCGAGAACCAGCAGCAGCAGCAGCCGCCGCAGCAGCCGCUAAAGAACCCGGGCUACCGACUCUUUUUCUGUCAGAUUCCCUGUCUAAAUGGAGGUCGAUGCAUUGGCAGGGACAUGUGCUGGUGCCCAUCAAACUCAACAGGGAAGUUUUGCCACCUGCCAGUCCCACCUCCUGCCAGACCCACCCUUCACAAGGAAGCAAGCCACCAAGGACCAAAAACUCCCUCCCACUCCAUGUACACUUUACCACUGUCCAAUCAGCAAGUGUCCCUCCACCCAUCCUUGGUGAACGUCCACAUUCAGCACCCUGUAGACUCCGAAGUCCAGAUCCACCAAGUAGCUCGCGUCCAGCCUGGGCAGAGACCGGCCUCCACCGAUGGGGCUCACUCUGUGCAGCAGCGCUCCCAGCCUGGGAAUGGACAUGAACACACCAGUGAGCAUAACAGUAGGCAACCACAAACAAGUGGGAAUGGCCACGCCAGAACGCACAACCAGCAGAACGGACAAGUUGGAAGAUGCUUUCAGGAAACAGUUGAUGGACAGUGUGGCAAGCCUCUGCCAGGUCUUACCAAACAGGAUGAUUGCUGUGGAAGUGUGGGCACCUCCUGGGGUUUCAACAAGUGCCAAAAGUGUCCAGCAAAACCAGCAUAUGCAGUGAUUGCAAACGGACAAGUGGAAUGUUCCAAAGGAUUCAAACGGAUGAAUCUCACACACUGUCAAGACAUCAAUGAGUGCCUGCUGCCUGGGCUCUGUAAGAACGCUGAAUGUCUCAACACCAAAGGAAGCUUCAGGUGCAUCUGUAAACCAGGUUUCUUUUUGGACCCCGACAGGAGCCACUGUGUCUCGGACAAGGCUGUGUCUGACCAGAGGGCGUUCUGCUACCGAUCCCUGUCAGUGGGCUCAUGCUCUCUGCCGAUGGCUCAUCACAUCACCAAGCAGAUCUGCUGCUGCAGCCGUGUGGGCAAGGCCUGGGGCCCCGGGUGUGACCGCUGUCCUCUACCGGGAUCAGACCAUUUCAAGGAGAUCUGCCCAGCGGGUCACGGAUACACGUACUCGCUCUCUGAUGUGCAGAUUUCUGUCACGCGGCUGGGGGAAGAUGAUCUGCAGAGUACAGGAGUGUCAUGGGAGGAGGAGAGACCUACUUUCCCUCAGCCUCGAGUACCCUUAUACCCAGAGAACCCUGAAACACCUCAAGCACCCCGGUACCCACAGACUCCUCAGUAUCCUGUCCAUCCCUCUCACCCAGAGAGGGAGACACCUAAUGAGCGGGAAGAUACGGAAAUUCUGAGCCCGCCAGCCGUUGUGACUGACUCACCGCUGAAAAAUCCAGAAACUUCUCCAAACUCCUCUAACAUCAACCCGAAGCCGGAUUCAGAGGACACAACCCAUACAGUUUCAGCCACAGGCAUUGACAAGUGUGCAACCACCCCUGCCAUAUGUGGGCGCGGGAAAUGUAUUCCUGUGCAGACUGGCUACACCUGCCGCUGCGAGUCGGGAUUCAAGCUCAGCGCACUGCAGACCAACUGCAUUGAUGUGAAUGAGUGUGACGAGGAACCAUGUGAGGGGAAGGGUCGCUGUAUAAACAGCUAUGGAUCCUAUACCUGUACAUGCCACAGUGGAUACAGCCAGGUGAUCACACAGAACAGGAAGUUCUGUCAAGACAUUAACGAGUGCAGCAUGCCCAACAAGUGCCAGAAUGGUGACUGCGUCAACACAGAAGGAUCUUACACCUGUGAAUGCAACAGUGGCUACGCCAAGUCUUGGAGAGGCCAAUGCGAAGAUGUGGAUGAGUGCAGAGAUCCCAGCUCCUGUCCCUACGGUAUCUGCGUCAACAUUCUGGGCUCUUUCCAGUGCCAGGACUGCGGGCCCGGGUUCAGGCCCGUCAAUGAAAGAUGUGUGGAUGUAAACGAGUGCUUGAACAAAACAGCAUGCAAUCAUGGAAGUUGUGUCAACACCGAGGGCUCCUAUAUGUGCAACUGUUUCCAGGGAUACAAACUCUUACUGGACAAUGUAUGCCAAGAUGUGGAUGAGUGUUUGCUUCCUGGAGUUUGUCUCCAUGGCCGCUGUGUCAAUCUGGACGGCACCUUCAAAUGCACCUGUAACCAUGGUUACCAAGUCACCUCAGACAGCGCAGACUGCGAAGAUGUCAACGAGUGCGCAACUGGUAACAUGUGCCCUGCGGGAAUUUGCAUCAACACUGCAGGUUCUUACACUUGCCAGAACUGCAGGCCUGGGUUUGGACCAUCUGCUGAUGGACUGAGAUGUGAAGACGUGAAUGAGUGUGACCAGGGUGACUUGUGUCUUGGUGGGGUGUGUGCCAACACAGAGGGAUCCUACACCUGUACCAGAUGUAAGGCUGGCUACAGAGUGUCUCAAGACCGGCAGAGGUGUGAAGAUGUUGACGAGUGCCAGUCCGUGUCUCCCUGUGCAAACGGGAUCUGUCUGAACUCGGAAGGCUCUUACACCUGUGAGAACUGCCCCACCGGGUACAGAGUAUCAUAUGACGGAGAGCUCUGUGAAGAUGUUGAUGAGUGUGCGCUGCCCACCACAUGCCCCCAGGGAACAUGUACGAACACGGAUGGUUCCUUCACAUGUAUCGUCUGUCAACCUGGAUUCAGAGUCUCUGAGGAUGGACAGCAGUGUGAUGAUGUGGAUGAGUGCUUGGCGGCUAACGUGUGCCAUGGUGAGCUCUGCUUGAACACCCGUGGAUCCUACUCUUGCAGGAGCUGCGAAGCCGGCCUGCAACUGACUGAGGAUGGUUACGGCUGUGAAGACGUUGAUGAGUGUAAGACCCCAGGUGUGUGUCCCGCGGGUGUUUGCACCAACACAGAGGGCUCCUUCUCCUGCAUGGCCUGCGACCCGGGCUUCACUGUGGCUCCUAACCGGCUCUCAUGUGAAGAUGUGAAUGAAUGUGAGGACCCCGGACUGUGUGUGGAAGGCCAGUGCACCAACACCAUCGGUUCCUAUAGCUGUUUCUGCCCCGAUGGUCUGGAGAUGGUGGAUGGGACGUCCUGCAGAGAUAUCAAUGAAUGUUUAACCAUCAUGGGGAUCUGUGGUGAAAGAGACUGUGUGAACACUAAGGGCUCCUACACAUGCAUGUGCCCUGAUGGAAUCACCACUGUCGAUGGGAGGUUCGGCUGCCAAGAUGAGAAUGAAUGCAGUAAAGGCAACGUGUGCACCCGGGGUAAUUGUAUCAACACUGACCGCUCGUUCUUGUGCUUGUGUGAGGCUGGCUUCAAGUUCAACGCCGACACGGCUGACUGCGAAGACCAGAAUGAGUGCAAGGAGUUUGGGAGCUCAGUGUGUGGUACCUGGCGCUGCGAAAACACGAUUGGCUCCUACCGCUGCUUCAUGGGCUGCCAGCCUGGCCUCGAGGGAGGAGACGCCACGGACUGUGAUAUUGAUGAGUGUGUCAAUGAAACAAUCUGUGGGAACCACGGCUUCUGCGAGAACACAGACGGCUCCUUCCGCUGCCAGUGUGACCAAGGCUACGACAACCCCCCCGGAGACAUGAGCAAAUGUGUUGACGUGAACGAGUGUGAGAUGAGCUUGGCGCUGUGCGGGGAGGCCCUGUGUGAGAACUUCGAUGGCAGCUUCCUGUGCAUCUGCCCCAACGACAAUGAGGAAUUUGAUCCCAUCACCAGCCAGUGCCGCUCCCUGGUUGACCCGACACCUGCUCCUGGCGUCCCUCCAUCUGCUUCCUCAGCCGAGGAGAGGAAAGAGUGUUACUAUAACUUGAACGACGCCAACUUUUGCGACAACGUCUUGUCUCGCAACACCACCAAGCAGGAGUGCUGCUGCACAGUGGGGGCCGGCUGGGGGGACAACUGCGAGAUCCACGCCUGUCCUCUCCCAGGAAGAGAUGAUUUUAACCAGUUGUGCCCUCGCGGCACUGGAUUAUUACCCCAGUCCUUGUCCUCUUCACAAAACCUGGGAGAACACCGCCAUUACAUAGAUGCAAAUGAGUGUGAGAUGUUUGGAUCAGACAUUUGUAAGAAUGGACAAUGUUCAAAUCUAUUUUCCACCUAUACCUGCUACUGUCGCUCCGGAUUCUACUAUGACAACAUCCGGCUUGAGUGCAUGGAUUACGAUGAGUGUGGAUUUGGGACCGCCUGUGAGAACGGAGCGUGUGUGAACACGGCCGGCUCUUUCAACUGUUUCUGCAGUCCUCCGUUAGUCCUGGACAGCACGAGGCGGCGCUGCAUCGGCCUCAACACCACAGAAGAAACCCUUGACUCUGAUCACGAUGUGCACAUGGAUAUUUGCUGGCAGCGUCUGGAGGGGGACAACGUGUGCUCAAAGCCCCUGCAGGACCGCAGAACCACAUACACUGAAUGCUGCUGCCUGUUUGGCAUCGCUUGGAGUGAACAGUGUGCCUUCUGUCCCCAAAAAGACUCAGAGGACUAUGCAGUGAUGUGCAACCUGCCUCGGGAAGGUGGAAGGGACAGUCUGCGAGAGCGGCCAGGAUAUGAGUAUGGUAUGGAGGGGCCGGAAGAUCCUGCGGAGCCUUUUGUUCCUCCUUACUGGGACAGUUAUGGUGGUCCUGCAGAACCCUAUGACAUUCCCGAGGGAGUUCCUCUCUUCAAUGACAACGACUACGGCGUGCAGCAGCCACCUUCCCGUGUGCCCAUAGCACGACCACGGGAGCAGCAGCCACGGCCUGUGGACCCCUAUGCUGGGCGCUACGAUGCCUUUGAGGGUCUCCGAGCGGAGGAGUGUGGUAUCCUGAAUGGGUGUGAAAACGGCCGCUGCGUUCGUGUGCGAGAAGGUUACACCUGCGACUGCUUUGACGGUUAUGAACUUGACCUAAACAAGAUGGCCUGUCUAGACAUAAACGAGUGUGAGGACAUCAGUGACAAGGUGCCCUUGUGUCAGAACGGGCUGUGCAGCAACACAGAGGGAUCGUACAAGUGCACCUGUUUGAGCGGCUUCUUGGCCUCCGCAGAGCCACACAAAUGCAUCCCAGAGAUCCCAGCGUCUGGGCUUCUGGAGACAGGAAACUGAGACAGACUGCUCCCUCAAAGAUCACCUUACACCCUUCUGCCCUUUUCCCCAGGGGCCUGGCACUAAACCUCCAACAGUAACGCUUAGACGUCCAAACUCACUUCCCUACACACACACACACACACACACACACACACACACACACACACACACACACACACACACACACACACACACACACAUACACAUACACAUACACAUACACAUACACAUACACACACACACACACACACACACACACACACACACACACUCGCAUUCAGCACAGAACACAUUCAUAUCCCCCUCACACACAUCCAACAGGACCAGGAAUUGUGCAGUGAAUGUAUAACAUGGGAUUUAAUAUUCACCAGAUACCCAUUUGCCUUAAAGGGAUUUUGUGGACUGAUUUUUUUUUAUUCAGUAACCCCAGGCAAUUUGGUAUGCAGAUAUAUUUUCCACAUUAUUUUCUCUGUCACUUUCUUUUGUUGUGUUAUUUAUUUCAUUUACAUGACGGGCUUCUGCAAACUAAGAAAGCAACCUUUGUCAGUGGGCGUACAUGGAUGGGCCUCUUGUUUUAUUUGUCUCACCUCAGAGACGCCACGGGGAGAUAAUAAAUAUAUUUUGUAAAAGAAGGAAUGUUAGAGAAAAAUAGUCAUAAAUCAGCUUGUGCCUCACAAUCAAACCUCACACCAGUUUUCUCACUCACUCAUUGUAAUUAGCAUCGACCUUGGACUAAAUGGACGCCAGGGUUGAUACAUCUGAAAUUUAAAGGAAAGAACAUUUCAACAACCACCUUUUCUCUUCUUCAAGAUUAACCACAAGCUGAAGAAUCUCUGGACCCAGAACGACAGAGAACACAGCCAAACUACACAUUAAAAAACUCAGCCUUUAUGUGGACCUGGAAAGACUGUAGAUGUAUAUGAUGAGCUAUGUAAUGUUUAAAAACAAAAAAAGGUGCAAUAGGUAUAACCUGCCUUCCUCUGUUUAACACCCUUUUUAAUACCAGCAAUGAAGUAGGAAAACAUGGACUCACUUGCUGAUCCCCUUUUAUUUUAUUUUUAACAGUAUUAACUUGUUUUACAUGUCUGUAAAACCCAUAUGUACCAUGACCUAGAGGCUACAUUCUAGCCUGAAACCACAGGAAAGUAAGUUAGUUAAAAUGAUCCACAAAUAUCACAGCUUGAAGUGAAAGUUUUAUGAACCAGAGUCACACAUCAGAUCAUUCCCACGUGUGGAUCUCGAGUGCAUGUAAAGAUAACGGCUUUGUUGGAGAGGUUUGGUAUAUUUUGUACAGAUCUAGUACUAUGUAUUAUUUUUGUUACAUAUUCUCUUAAUGCAUUAUAGCACAACCAAUAUUUUGUUUAACAUAAGACGUAAAAAUGUAAGAAAAAUCUGGCAUUAUAGCUUUGUAGAUUUAUACAUGUCUGUAAAAAUGUUUUUUUUAAAGCAUAUCUUUUUAUGUAUGAGGAGAGUGGCUGACACUGUACCAGAGGAACUGUGUGUAUACCCUGCCCUGUGGAGCAGACAAUGAAAUAUAUUUUUUUGGAAGUGGCAGCACUGUUCUAAAAGACAUUUUGUCUCUUCAAGUUCAUUACAAAGACAAUGCUUUUGAAAUGCAAGCACCAACUCCUGUGCGUCACAACUUUAUGGCUAAAUAUUAGUAAUUGUGAACAUUAUUUCUUUUAGUCUCUGUUUGAUCCUUAUGUCAUGAAUGUAUCAUAGACUGUACCAUGUGGUUUCUGAACUCCCACUUAUACCCUUUUGUGUUUUAUUUUCAGGUUUAGAAUAUAAUGGCAUUAUUUGUCUAAUAGACUAAACUUCUUCCAGCAGUGCAGAAACAUAAAAGUCUAAUUCCAACAUGGAGGAGGACUAAAGUUGACGAUUAUAACCUUAACAAGCAUUUGUAACCUAUAAACCUAGAGUUGUACAAAUGUCUCCAUCUGAAGUCUACUUUUCUGUGCUGUAUUCAUCAGUUAACCCGGAUCAGAAGUCUAACAUUUAGGUCAAAGUUGGAAUAUUUAAAGCCUUUCAAAACUGCAAAUAACUUGCAAUAAAUGUCUUGUUUUAAAGCUGUGGUCAUUGGAAAUGUGUGCUCAUUCAUUUUGUUUACCUCUUGACUGUAAUCACUAUCAGUCAUCCAAAUAAAAACCUAAAAAAUA